Molecule: messenger RNA, 1382 nt
Organism: Paramacrobiotus metropolitanus
Lineage: Eukaryota; Metazoa; Tardigrada; Eutardigrada; Parachela; Macrobiotidae
Product: probable 18S rRNA (guanine-N(7))-methyltransferase
Exons: 10
Coding region: 184-1209 (341 amino acids)
Biological process (GO): rRNA (guanine-N7)-methylation
Cellular component (GO): nucleolus
Molecular function (GO): rRNA (guanine) methyltransferase activity
Source: RefSeq, a predicted model, not a curated record
GAUACACAGCUGGUCUUCGCUCAAUACUUGUAGUCACAACUAGAUUAUUUUGUGAUUCUGAAAAUUGCAUUAUUCCCGAUCUAUUUUAAAAAUCAAAUACCGACCUACUUUGAUACUGUUUGAUAAAAGAGUUUUCAAGUACGGCAGCCUGACAGUGCUUAUGAGUUUAAAGUAACUUAUCCAAUGCGUGAUGCCGCCAGUCAACAGCGGACAGACCUAGCCAGUGUCGUUUGCGUUUUGUGGAUUUUUCGUUUCUCCCACUACGGCGAGUUCGCGGUGUCAGCUCGGCUUUUCCUAUGUAUUUCCCGUCGAUUUUCCAUACUGAGUGCAUUAUCCGCCGUAUCUGCUGAUUCCUUGUGCGCAAAAGGAACGAAGAGUCCAGCAGCGAACAGGUUGCCGCUGUUUUCCGCUGGCAAUCGGAAAUUAUCCUUCGAGAUGGCUGGACGCGGACGGCCAGAGUAUCACGCCCCGCCAGAAAUCUUUUACAAUGACGACGAAGCCAGAAAGUAUACUUCCAACUCGCGUAUUAUGGGAAUUCAGGUGGAACUGGCGGAACGCGCCCUUGAAUUGCUCAGCUUACCGGAAGGCAAUCCGUGUUAUCUGCUGGAUUUGGGUUGUGGAUCUGGCUUGAGCGGCGAGACCAUAACGAAUGCUGGCCAUUUUUGGGUUGGCAUGGAUAUCAGUUCCAGCAUGCUGGAUGUUGCCGGAGAACGAGAAGUGGACGGAGAUCUACUUCUUAGUGAUCUCGGUGAAGGUCUUCCUUUCCGCCCUGGAAGUUUUGAUGGGGCGAUAAGGUGCGGUUGGAUGGCCAUACGAGAAUCACUGACGCUUUUACGUGAUUUUCUGGAUUUGUAUUUCCAGCAUCUCGGCGUUACAGUGGCUGUGCAAUGCCGACAAAAAAGAGCACAUCCCUUCGAAGCGAGCCGUGGAUCAAAAGCAGUUUUUCAGUUCUAUCCCGAAAAUAGCGCCCAGGUUGAAUUAAUAACACAACAGUCCAUGCGAGCAGGUUUUACUGGAGGUUUGGUUGUGGAUUAUCCGAACAGUGCUCGAGCCAAAAAAAUGUAUCUAGUAUUAUUUACCGGUGGUGUCAAUCCCACUCUUCCGAAGGGUUUGGAUGGAGCCGGUGAGAAGCCCGUUAGCAACAGAUCUGGGCACGUAGAUUCACGACCGUCUAAGCCACAGAAGAACACUCGAAAGUUGAUUUUUUAGCCUAGAAAGACCGGAGACGAAGAUAAGGACGAGAUGUCAGACCUGAUCACGAAGUAUACUGGCAGCAGACAUCGCCUGGGACAGUUUAGCUGCUCUUCUCCAAGUCGUUAUCUGCUCUCUUUUCAUUUUAAUGAACUUGAACCCGACUGAAUGAAAUAAAAGGUUCUGGUCUC